UAUGUUGGCUACACUACCUCGUUUAACAUUUCUAAAGGUUAAAAUUGAUUUAUCAAUGCUUGGUAAUGUUAUCAAAACUUGAAAAAUCAGAUGUACCUAUGAUACUACCAGAUCAAGCCCAAGUUACGCCAUGUAUCGAAAUUUUCAACUUAACGGGAGUUUCUCCAAUGUGCUCAAGGGGUGUACCGAAGUUGUAUCUGCAUCGUCAACCAAGACACCGCAAGCCGUUAAGUCAUCAUCAGUCAAACAAAUUACACCAUCUGAACCUAUUCAUUUAAAUAAUUAUACUAUGCAAAGUAGUUUGUUAUCAAAGAAGAUCCUGACAUCAGUUGUUGCUACUCAGAUUCGGUUGGCUCAUACUGAUAUUAAGUAUCCUGAUUAUUCAGCAUAUCGCCGUGAUUCAGUAAAAAGUCCAACGGCGUCUAAUCGAGAUACCUAUGAAAGUCGUAACGCUUUUACUUACAUGGUUCUUGGAACCGCUGUUACUGGUACAGUAUUUUGUGCCAAAGCUGUAGUUCAUAAAUUUGUCUUGUCGAUGGCACCAGCUGCUGAUGUUUUAGCUUUAGCGUCAAUAGAGGUUAAUCUCAAUGAAAUACCCGAAGGCAAGAAUGCAACAAUUAAAUGGAGAGGAAAACCGUUAUUUGUGAGACAUCGUACAGCAGCAGAAAUUCAAACUGAACAGAACACAAAUGUGGCAGAGUUAAGAGAUCCAGAGGAUGAUUCAGUAAGAGUGCAAAGACCCGACUGGCUUGUCAUUGUGGGUGUGUGCACGCAUCUUGGAUGUGUACCUAUUGCUAAUGCUGGGGAUUGGGGUGGAUACUACUGUCCGUGCCAUGGAUCACAUUAUGAUGCUGCAGGCAGAAUUCGUAAGGGCCCUGCACCAACAAACAUGGAAGUCCCACCUUACAAAUUCAUAGAUGAUAAUACACUUGUCGUUGGUUAGUAAAGCGUUGCAGAAGUAUUGUGUCCUUUAGAUUGCACAUAUGUUAUUAAAUACUUGUCAAAAUAAACCCUGUAUCCUGCUGCUGUAAGUUAAUUAUUAUAAAAAUGUAUUGUUAAUUUAUUACUCGGUUUGAUUUUUAAAUUAAACAUUUCAUGUAACCUA
This is a messenger RNA of Adelges cooleyi (spruce gall adelgid), 1105 nucleotides long. RefSeq names its product cytochrome b-c1 complex subunit Rieske, mitochondrial (gene RFeSP). Gene Ontology annotation, biological process: mitochondrial electron transport, ubiquinol to cytochrome c. Lineage: Eukaryota; Metazoa; Arthropoda; Insecta; Hemiptera; Adelgidae. The record is from RefSeq and is a predicted model, not a curated record. The coding region runs from base 131 to 943 and encodes 270 amino acids. The transcript is spliced from 2 exons. Gene Ontology annotation, molecular function: 2 iron, 2 sulfur cluster binding; quinol-cytochrome-c reductase activity. Gene Ontology annotation, cellular component: membrane.